Messenger RNA from Penicillium argentinense, 1389 nucleotides. RefSeq lists its product as uncharacterized. The coding region runs from base 1 to 1389 and encodes 462 amino acids. The record is from RefSeq and is a predicted model, not a curated record. The transcript has a single exon. Lineage: Eukaryota; Fungi; Ascomycota; Eurotiomycetes; Eurotiales; Aspergillaceae.
AUGAAGGCUUUUUCGAAACUAUCGCUGAGCUACCUUGUUCUCGGAUUAUUCUCUAUCACUGUUGCUGCCGAUGAAGGAGGCUGGGAGACGAGCACCCGUCAAUGGAACCACCCUGUGUUUGAAAGACAGACGAGUAAUACACCAACCGGUGUAGUUCCUCAGUGUGCUCCAUUUUUAAUUGGGCAGGUUUCUUACGGAACACAAGUCUGCCUCGACGUAUCUGGCUCUAAUCUUAUCGUCAAUUACCCAAUUACGGAAGAUUUUACCUACACAGACGCUCAUGUUUGGAUCGGUACCGGCACACCACCCAAUCCUCCUCAAUUCGGUCAAUACCCCUAUACAAUUGCAAAUGGACAAUGUGAAUAUGGUCCUGGGCAGACCAGUGUGACAUGCACUAUUCCAAUCAACUCAUUCGCAAAUCCAAGCACCGCUUGUGAGACAACAUUCAGUAUUGUCACUCAUGCAAGUCUCACGUCUCCUAAUUCGCCUGAUAUGGAGACUGGAACGGCUGGAGACCAGACGUGGACAAACACCUGGUUUACAUAUUUCUCUUUUGAUUUUACGUGCUCCCCCACCACCACUACGACUACCACCACCACCACUACGACUACCACCGAGCCAACGACUAGCACGACUACCACUGAGUCUACGACUACCACUGAGCCGACGACUACCACCACCACUACGACUACCACCGAGCCAACGACUAGCACGACUACCACUGAGUCUACGACUACCACCGAGUCCACGACUACCACCGAGUCCACGACUACCACCGAGCCAACGACUAGCACGACUACCACUGAGUCUACGACUACCACCGAGUCCACGACUACCACCGAGCCAACGACUAGCACGACUACCACCGAGUCCACGACUACCACCGAGCCAACGACUAGCACGACUACCACCGAGUCCACGACUACCACCGAGUCCACGACUACCACCGAGCCAACGACUAGCACGACUACCACCGAGUCCACGACUACCACCGAGCCAACGACUAGCACGACUACCACCGAGUCCACGACUACCGCCGAGCCAACGACUACCACCAAGCCAACAACCACCACCAAGCCAACUACUACCACCAAGCCAACUACUACCACCAAGCCAACGACUACCACCAAGCCAACUACUACCACCAAGCCAACGACUACCACCAAGCCAACUACUACCACCAAGCCAACUACUACCACCAAGCCAACGACUACCACAACGUCCGAUUGUACAACCUAUACUGUUAGCAGCUACUCCAACGGCCCCUGUGAAACAAUCACCCACUGCGACUCAAAGUGGCAAACGAAACCCUGGACAACAAGUACGAGCUACUCUUGGAAGCAUUGGAACAGGGACCAAAUCUACGAUAAGUUCGUACCCGAGCAGUAG